GCCUUGAAACUGGAGGGCGACAAUGCACCAGCACAGCUGCAGGAGUUGUACCAAGGCCUGGCGAAUUUGCCGCUCAUGCUCAGAUCCAGCGAGGAGUGGGCUCACCUGCAGCUCCUAGACGAUGGCGCACGGAUCUUCUACAACGACAUUCACGAGUACUUCUUGUACAUGCUCUGCGUGCCGUAUGUUCCCGAGGACGUCCUCAAUGAGGUGUCCAAGAUCGUCGACAAUCGGAAACGGGUUUUCAGGUGGAUGACAAUGGAGGAGCUUGCACAAGAAGUAAUGGCACCAAGACUUCACACAGCGAGCUUGGCAGAGGCACUCGAGAAUCUCCAAGAGGAUCCUUUGGUCUUUCCAAGCCGGGCCUACGGCAGUGCAGCCAGCAAUGUGGCGACGGGAAGCUUCGCGGCGGCUGUUGUGCGAUGA
Molecule: messenger RNA, 426 nt
Organism: Symbiodinium necroappetens
Lineage: Eukaryota; Dinophyceae; Suessiales; Symbiodiniaceae
Source: the annotation of a GenBank genome assembly